Paramacrobiotus metropolitanus is the source of this 2001-nucleotide messenger RNA. RefSeq lists its product as uncharacterized. The coding region runs from base 112 to 2001 and encodes 629 amino acids. The record is from RefSeq and is a predicted model, not a curated record. The transcript is spliced from 4 exons. NCBI's taxonomy places the organism in Eukaryota, Metazoa, Tardigrada, Eutardigrada, Parachela, Macrobiotidae.
UCGGUCGUGGACCUAAAUCCAGAGCCGUAUAUACUGUUUGCCAGGGGCAGUAAGGAGCGCAUAAAAUCGGGAACGGCUGAAACAGCCGUUGGAAAGAUUUGGACAACCAAAAUGUACCACAUGUUCCAGAGACCGAAAAACGAAAGCCUGGGAACCACCCAUUCGUUGCUAUUGACAGAAGCUGAUCUUCAAGUACUGUUGAACCAUUCCGUUCCACAGGAGUUCCAAGGGACAGGCUACUUUGCGGUUCGGAUUGACGCAACUGUGCUUAAUGAAGUGCAAGUCGUCCUAGAGCUUUUUAAAGAAGACGGCAACCGCACGUGGUCACAACGGACUAAAUCAUGGUGCCAUUUCGAGCAUGACGGGGAUAUUUUGUACGUGCUUGUCGUUUAUUAUGACCAUUCGCAUAAUGGUUUCUGCAAAACUAUCAGCUUUGUUGUGGACGGACCGAACUCAACCGAAAUGGAUCUCGCCAUCAGCGAUCUUGUGAUUAUCCGUUAUUACUGGAAGGCCAAUUUUAAGCCGAUCAGUUUCGACCCGAAGCAGUAUCCCGAAAGCCGACUUCCCUCGUAUUUCAAGAGAAGGCUCGCUCCCAAGCUGAGCAACACUGGUCGCGGGCCGGUAGGAGCUCCACGUCACGCACUGAAAGAAGUUAUUGAAGAAACUCCUGCUUCACUCAUUCGCGCCAACCCUUCCUUCCAAAUUUCAUCUGUAAGGCAAAUAAAAACAGCAAAAAAUUCAAUGAAGAACGAACGAUUUGGAGGAGACAAACUGCAGUACAUUCUGGAUUCUAGAAUUGUGGAAUCUCAUUUCUAUCAGUCUUGGGAUUUUCGUCCAGAAGCGCGCUUAGUUAAGCGACAGGUCCAUUUUGUAACGCGAAAGUACCAGCUGGACUUGGUGGCGAAAUAUUGCUUCGGCCCGGCGUCUACGUCCGUAGACUUGGACGUGAAAUUCAACCUCACAAAUGCUUAUACCGUUGUCUUGACAUGCCGGCUACCCGGCAUUUUUCACAAAGAGCGGCGAACACCCUUUGUACUAAUAGGCAUGACAGCGUUGUCCGAGAAGAAGGAUGCUGCGGUGUUCGAAGAAGUUGCCCUUUGGCUUCAUUCGCAGAUGAUCAGACGGGGCGUGCAGAUAAAGAACACAGACGUAUCACGGAAUUUGAAGAUUAAAACGGACGAUGAAGCUGCCCUCUACAAACCUUUUAUUGAUGUCUUUGAGGCACCCCAUACUCUAUGUUGUAACCAUUUUGCCAAAUCGUGCGACCGAAACAUGGCGAAACUUCGGGCAAGCCAAAGUCUUUCCCAAGCUUGGCAGCGUCGGAUUUUUGGCGACAUUGACAGGGAAUCCAACACCUAUACAAGAGGAACAGUCGACGAAGAGACGUUGGAGGAGAUGCUGAAACACGUGAGAGAAUUCGACCGCGCGGACGAAAAUCCGGAAGUACUUAAAUUUUUAACAGAAUCGAGAAACGGAAUCAAGAAACUUCACGCAAAAAUGGGCCCGGCAAUAAGAAGGAUUUUUGGCAUUUAUCCAAAUUUACCGCACACCAACGAUGUAGAAGGUGUCAACAACCUACUUGGCCUCGAAGCUGGAAAGAAGCUGCAACAGUGCGAAUUGAUCGAAAGACUGGAUAAUCUACUUCAGUCGAAAUGUGAAGAUAUAUGCCGCGCGUUGAUGGAACUUGGAGAUUACUCAGUGAUCGACAACGAGCUGUUGAUUAGAAAAGCCGAACGGACCAAUAAAAAUGUCAUGGAAAAAAAAUUCAAAAAGUUUUUCGGAAGCGACCCAGAUCCAGAGAAAACGCUCAGUGUAUGGAAAGCAACUGUUGAUGACCUUUCGGAAAAUGAUGUGGAUUUAAUCGACAUCUAUCAGCAACGAGCGUUGUCCCUGUUGCAAGACCGCUCCAAAACCACUAAAGCCGUGGCAGCAAGGAGCGAGUCCAUUCGUUAUUUCGAAAGAAGAGCAGGUCCACGCUUUAUGUUGCUGCCCGGGCUGUAA